Leptidea sinapis is the source of this 1918-nucleotide messenger RNA. RefSeq names its product F-box only protein 28 (gene pall). Gene Ontology annotation, biological process: protein polyubiquitination. The transcript has 11 exons. Gene Ontology annotation, molecular function: protein binding. The coding region runs from base 453 to 1688 and encodes 411 amino acids. The record is from RefSeq and is a predicted model, not a curated record. Lineage: Eukaryota; Metazoa; Arthropoda; Insecta; Lepidoptera; Pieridae.
AGUAUUCUGUGCUCGGGGCUCGGGCCUCGUUUGAGUAAUUAAAAUAUUCGUUGAUCACUGCUUAGAGUGUAGUGUUAAUAUUCUAAGGAUCACAGAGUAAUUUUAGUUAGAUUAAACGAGUCAUGUUCUUAGAAUAUUGAUACUAGCGUUAUUAUUCUUAGCUCAUGUAAUCAUAUUAUACUUUCUUUGAUGAAGUUGCUAGAAACUGUCGCUAGAAUCAUCGCGAAGCACUGUAGUUCGAUCACCUCGAACAACAGCGAACUUGGAAGCGAAUUGAACGCGAAGUCAAUCAUGAUUAAUAGUCCAUUCUGAAUGUUUUAAAUCAAGUAAAACUGUACAAAAAACUAAUUAUAUUUAAACAACGUGGAAGUAUUGAACUGAUUUGCAGUGUCACUAGAUAUAAAUGUGAAUAGGAGUGUUCCUUACUACAUUGUUGUUAGUGAUUAAAUACAAUGGAUUUGUUAAGUUUCCCGGUUGUAGUGAUAGAAAAUAUAUUAGGCUAUCUCUCGUACGAUGAAAUUGCUAAAAACAGAUUGGUAUCAAGGGCUUUCAAUGAAGUGUGUAUGCGUAUGUUGAAUCGUGGUUUCUUGAUAAUAGAACGUAGCCAUGCCAUGGCUCUGAAAAAUGUGAAGGCAAAGCUUCCUAGAAGAGAAUCUGAACGCAGAUAUCAUCCACUGGCUAGGCACUGUGAUAUUCUCACAUCAAUUGAGACAAGGAUUUCAAUGUUGAACAUGACUUACUCCAAGUUCGUAGACUCUGGUAUUUGUUGCUUUAUCCCAGGAAAGGUUAUUGAUGAAAUAAAACGCGUUCUUCAUAUAGUAGAAACCUCCAAAACGCCGCCCAGAGCCCACGAAGUAUUACAGGAACUGAGAGACAUCUCGAGUAUGGCCAUUGAGCACUUUGAUGAUAAGAUUUCACCAGCAUUCCGCAAGAACCUGCGAGAAUGUGCUAAUCAACCACCUCCAAGGACUACUCAGGCUGCUGUGCCCCAGAGCUGCACUCCAUUCGUCCAGACCGGUGUACUAGGGCCUCUUCAGUUGCGACAAGAAAUACUUCUCUUGCGUAAGCGAUCUAAACUGAACUCUAAGGUUUCCUUGUUUCUGGCCUCACAGUACAAUAAAUUCUACAAGUGGAUGAUAAAGUAUAAACGCAUUGCUUGGCGUCAAAGGAGAACUAUACGUGCGCUCAAUAACAGGCAAAGAGAUCAGGAAGCGGUUGUGGCGGAUCUCAAAAAGCGUAUAGAGGAGUGCGACAUAAAGUACACCGAGAUAACUCACACGAAUCAAGCGGUUGGUGGUAAAGUUAUUGCGGCAUCUACAGUAUCAGAAAGCGGUCCAUCGCAGUCUCUCCGCCAUUUCGGAAGCCAGAUUAAAUUAGAUCUGUCAGUUCUGCCAAUUGGUACCAACAAAAGCAACGCCAGUAAACUGUUGCCAAACAUGAAACCACGUAAACCCUUGAUCAAGCUACCGAGCAUGUCAGAAGGUCAUGGUACUGCUGAAUCAAAUCCACUUCCGUCUACUUCGAAGCAGAGCCCUAGGGCAAAAACCCAGUCAGCAAUGGCGAAGAUACGUGGUAUUGCCGAGGAAAUAUUACAGCUCAGUAAUUUGUCUAAGGACCUUAAUGAACAAUUGAAGCGACCUUUGGAAUCCGAUGAAGAAGUUGAGGCCAAGAAGAGAAAGUUAAAUUAAGGUUACAUUAUGUAACUGUAUUCUUUGUUGUUAAAUUCAAAAAGUUAGGUUAGGUUAUAGGCUAUGCCAAUUAAGAAGCAUUUUCAAAAUGGGCGACUAUUGCUUUUCAUGUUUGUCCGCACGAUAUCGGAAUUUAAUUAAUUUUAAUUUUUGCGAAUAUAAAUUAUCUAUUCGCACAUUUCGCAUUCGGUCACUAAAACAAAUUGUAAUAAAAAUGUUACGAGUAGAAA